CUUCCAUCCACUAUAAAGAGAUCGAAUACGCUCGGAAAGCGUUGAGUUUACGUCAUGCUUCUAGAUUAAAAGAAAAGAAGGUGGUAGUUGUUGCCAAUACAGUAGCUAUUUAUUUUUCACAGCUCUCAACUCACCCCAAUUGUUGAUACCUGGCCAAAUUAUCAGUCGUACUUCCGAAGGCUCCGGAUCCGCUGAAUGCAUAUAUUAUCAUCAUCGAUACAGUUGGGGCUAUUUACUCUAUGCCAAUCCCUUCGACAUGUCCUCCUUCUCCGUUGUUCACCUCCCCAACGGCCUUUCUCUCUCCAUCACCCCUGUUUUUGGGGGUAUUUCGUUUAAACUGAAUGAAAUAGCGGUUAACGCAUCCGUCCUGCCUCCCGGCUGGACCAUUGUCAUUCAGACGGAGAAGAAUCACUGGAAUUCCCAGCAGGAAAACUUAUCUCCCUUGCAAUGCUGCACACCCAGCGCAAUUCCCCCUGGAGAAAUAUCAACCCCUCCAAGUGAAACCACGGAAGACGAGAACGAAGACGAGAACUCAAAAGAGGGAAACCAUCAUAGCCGUUUCACAACACCCACUCUGAAUAGUGAUUCCCUAUUCAUCUCAUCAAUUUCCCUUCCCUCCGCCAGCAAUUUUAAACCAGCCACUUCUCCGACUCGACAAAUCGCAAUGUUGCUAUAUUCAACCCUUUGGUGGUAUUUUCACCAACCAGCUCCAAAUCCGCAGAUUUCAACCGAGGAAUCUAAAGUAACCCCGGAUUUAGGAAAGCCGAAGGGAGAAUGGCGCGUUUAUAUCAGGCUUCAGGGAAUAUUUAAAGGAAAACAUCUCAUGCAGAAGUUGGAGCGGAUGGGCUUGGUCAGAACUACUGAUUCUUUCGUUGGCUGUGUGCCGGUUGGCUUGCAUGAUUCUCCUGGGUGGGCGAACAUGUUUGCCAGCCGUCGCACCUUCUGGCAAAUUGAUCCGCGCAUUUUCCUCUUCAAGCUGUCUCCUAGGAAUAUAACUCCCCGAGCGUCCGAGCUUCCAGGUAACCUCGGCGGAGACUCUGUCACUUUAACCAAGGAUAUGUGCGGUAGCGGGCCUUUCAGCCUGUCAGAAUGCACGAGCUUUGGUGUCCCAAGUAGAUACGGCGAUCCAUUUGCUUCUGGAAGUAAUUUACCUACUUUUUUUCCGCCGCCUCCUUUGGAAUUCAUCUCCACGAAUGGAAUACUCCACCCACUCCGCCAAAAGCCGCCUCAACAAGGUGAAGUGUUUUACACCCGCUAUAUUCCCAGUUUGGGGCAAACAUUGUCAUUCCGAGUCCCGUCCUUACCUUCCAACGUACCACCCACCCUGAACGACCUGCCAAUUUCCCACAAAAAGUCCGGGAGCGCCACUUCAAUAUCUCCCUCAUCAAGUUCCGGGGCUACAUCUCCGGGUGGAUAUCCUUCUGAUCUCGCGCUCUUGUCCAGAUGGAUGAAUAAUCCUCGAGUUAGUAGGGCUUGGGGCCUUGCUGGGCCCCAAUCGGUCCAAGAGAACUUUCUCCAAACUCAGCUCAACUCCCGACAUUCGUUCCCUGCCUUCGGCUGUUGGGACGGCCGGCCGUUCGGAUAUUUUGAAAUUUACUGGGUAAAGGAGGAUGCACUCGGACGUCUGUUACCUGGGCCGGUGGGCAACUAUGAUCGGGGCAUUCAUUGUCUGGUAGGAGAAGAGGAAUUUAGAGGCCCUCACCGUGCGCCUGUUUGGCUCUCAUCAUUGGUUCAUUUCUGCUGGUUGGCCGAUAAUAGGACGGAUACCAUAAUGAUGGAGCCAAGAGUCGAUAAUACGAAGAUUAUUUCCUACCUUCAGGCUGUGGGUUUUAGCAAGGAUGGCGAAGUGACCUUUCCGCAUAAACAAUCCGCUUUGAUGAGGAUCAGACGCGAAAAUUGGGAAGCUCCCUUACUCUAACGCUUGAGCUAUACUUCCCCCACGCCUUCCAGCCUCAACCUCAAAACAUUGGUAAAUCCUGUUCAAGAGGUAAGUAAUGGAGGGAUAGGUAAUCGAAUACCAGCGGCUAUAGCCUCAGGCAUAGCCAGCCAUCGGCGAUUCUUUACAACGUCCUGUAGUUUUGUAUUUAAUGAGAACUGCGAUGAUAUAUUCGGAAGCGUGCGAUUUUACGCGCUUGGUAUUAUACCUAUUUCGCUCAUCGCCUUCCGUGUGCUUAGUCACUGGUCUAUACCGAGUGGGAUACCAUCUUAAAACACACUCCAUCUUUACUACUAAAAUUUCAAGUAGGAAGUUUUAUUCUCAUGUUUAAAUUGAUACUGUACAAUUAAAUGCUAGUACGACAAGCCGCCUUCACUUUAUUCAUACUUUGAUUUUGCACAUUGAAUCUUGAGUUGAAUUUUUCAAUUAUAUUU
Histoplasma capsulatum G186AR is the source of this 2370-nucleotide messenger RNA. RefSeq lists its product as uncharacterized. The record is from RefSeq and is a predicted model, not a curated record. Gene Ontology annotation, biological process: siderophore biosynthetic process. The coding region runs from base 257 to 1918 and encodes 553 amino acids. The transcript is spliced from 2 exons. NCBI's taxonomy places the organism in Eukaryota, Fungi, Ascomycota, Eurotiomycetes, Onygenales, Ajellomycetaceae.